GGUGUUAACACGUUGUAUGUCAAUACGCUAUCGACGCGCUGUCGUUGCGCUGCCGCCGCGUGUGGCUUAGUGCUUGUGCGAUCUUAUUCUCACCUCAGCUGCAAGACUGCGCCUUGCCCUUCUCGUUGCAAUCCGGCUCACAGGCAGUGCGAUAUCGCGCGUUCAAAAUUGUUUGCAAAGCUGUUCUCCCAUUCCGGCAGGCGUAUAGGUAUCUGGCGACGGGUGCUAUCUUCGGAUAUGCAGCGAGUGUUAAACAAUAAUGUGACCCUGUCAGCAAAUAUGUAAUUCCGACGCGUUGUUGGUACCUACCAGUAGUGGGUCGUCAUGUUACCGGUAGCGCUACAGCUGACUACCAACUAUCGCCGCCACGCAUAUCAAAGCUACUCAAGUGAUUCGAUAUGGAGUAUGUACUAGCAAAUUGUCGAACGUGGAACGAUGACGCAGGGCAAAACCAGAAAACGAUCUGUAUGCAAAAGCAAAAUAUAGAUAACUUUUGCGUCAUUAGUGUUGAGUGCUCGAGUUGCAAGUGAACUAAGCGUAAUCUAAAUGCAAGCUGAAGUGCAACAGUAACACGAUCUGAUUGAUAUUAGUGAAUUUUCGAAUGGCAGCUCAGUUAAACGUUAGCGUAGAUCUGUUUAUAUAUUCACGGAACAAGGUGUCAAUGAGGCAGCGUCAUCGAGCUUAUAGUUAUGGCUCUACGGGGACCAGUGUGAAAUCGUAAAACAGCACGAAGACAUAAGAAGGAAAACAGCCAUUCAGCAGCAUGGGCAAGAGUACGAGUAAAUUAGAUAAGCGCCGGUCGCAGAGUAUAUCCUGGAGCCACAAGUUUGGAUCAUUGAACAGGAGAAAAAAGAAUGCACCGUUGAUUAUUACUUCCUGUCCGCAUUUGGCCGUUUCCGAGUGGCUGACGAGGUUGGAUCUGAUUGAGUAUAGUGACAAAUUUCAACAAUUUAACGGAGUGGAAGACUUCCUGUACCAUAGCGAGGCUGAAAUCAAAAAGCUCGGCAUACGAAAUAAUGCACAUCGAGCUCGAAUCAUUAGCAGUUUGGUCGCCCUGCGUGAAAAACCAUCUACAGGAAGCCUCAAACAUGUGGAUUCGUUGCGGAAAACAAUGCGCCACAGUGUGGCAGUGGAACCGAGCGCACCAAAGCAGCAGCGGGAUAACGAGGAUGCAACCAGCUAUGAGUGUCUGACGGUCAGUAACGCAAAGCAAAGUAAGAGUCUGGGCGAUCUGUUAGAUAUGGAAACACCCGACGGCGGCAAUGAGGCAGUCGCACUGAAAAAAGCUCUGGAAUGGGAAUUGUCAUUGGACUCGAGAGAUCUGCGGUCACACGCCUGGUACCACGGACCGAUUCCCCGCCAGCGAGCCGAAGAGAUCGUACAAAAAGAUGGCGAUUUUCUCGUGCGGGACUGUGUCUCUCAGCCGGGAAACUAUGUGCUGACCUGCAGGACCAAGGGACCUACGCUGCAUUUUGUUAUUAAUAAGCUGCUGAUUCAACCUGAAACUGUAUACGAAAGAGUACAAUACCAGUUCGAAGACGAUGCCUAUGACACAGUUCCUGAUUUGAUAACGUUCUACGUGGGCUCAGGAAAAGCCAUCUCAGCAGCUUCCGGAGCACGGAUUCAGUUCCCUUGCAAUCGGCUUUACCCGUUGUCGUUCUAUGCUUCCAAGUAUGGUCAGCAGGUGGGUGGCAUCCGAGGGCCCAGCCCGCUCAACUCGCCAUCGCCCGUGCCAUCGUCACCUGGGUUUAGGUACAAUCCCUACACUCAGCAAACGAACACAUAUCGAAGUCCAAUGUCUUCUCCGCCGCGAACCAAGCGAGAAACGCCUCCCCGUCUGCCUUCGAAGAAGCAACGUUCGCAAUCCCUCACUCCACUGCAAGGAGUUCAGUCGGCACAGCAGCGUUAUUGCAGUGCUGAUGGUGUGAUACAGACAAACGGAUCGGAUGGCAAGCCCCAUUCUAAACCAUCGAGAUUAACCAGCUCUAACGAGAAGUGCAACAGUGCCGAUGGCAUAAUUCAGAAUGAUUCUGCAGUUAGAUCAACCUCCGUAGAUGAGAAAUGUUCCAGCGCCGAUGGAGUUGUGAAAACUCAAACCCUCACACGUUCGGGCACGACGGAACAAACGCACAAACUUAGUUCCCAAUCCUUACCCCGUUCCAACAGCUUGCGUUCAUCUCGAGGAAUGAUGGGCUCGCGAACAUCCAGUAUUAACAAAGAACCAAGCGAGCAUUCGUUGAGUCCCUGUAUGGAGCAAAAACAUUUCGCAGAGGACGAAGAAGAAACGGAACAGCCUCCAAGUCCUCCACCGAAACCGAUUAGAGGCGUUAACCGGUCGGACUCGAUGAAAGAAUCGGACACACACGGACCAGCGCACCGGAUGGGAUCGUAUCACCCGAGUGGAUCCGACUCCGGAAACGGUUCCGGAGAUUCAGCGCAAAGUUCCGCAACAGGAGAUGAAGCUGCUUUGCAACAUAGAGGCGGAGUAAUUUUGAAAAAUCCUCGCUUCUUCCCGAAUUCGGUAUCCUCCAUUACGCUACGAUCCUACGUGGACUUUGAUCCGACGGCCGCCGAGGAAGCACUGCUGUCAAUGACCAUUCCAACCUACGAGCAGGUCUCGCGAUUCGAUCUGGAAAAUUUCAACACCCUAAUGCUUCCAUUCUGUGAAUGUAAACCACUGGACAGUGGCACAUUGAACGCGUUCCGAAUGAUGCUCAGUGAAACGAGUUCUCGGGUGAUUGCCAAUCACAUAACUAGGGUGGAUAUUAGCUUAAUUUUAGAACAAGACGAAGAGAGAAAGGACGAUCCACUUAACUGCACUGGAUUGGAAUUGAUUACACUGGAGCAAGGUAGACAGUUUCGAUUGGAUCUGAUUGAGCGAACCGAAUGCAUGAAGCUUCUGGUAGCCGUUACAAUUCUGACCUGUCAAGAUGAUCUGGAACGCGCGGAGACUCUGAACAAGUGGAUUCAAAUAGCAGUGGAAACUAAAACUGCCCUCGGCAAUCUGUUUGGAUUCUGUGCAAUUAUGCUCGGGCUUUCUAUGCCGCAGAUACAAAAACUGGAAACAACAUGGCACACGUUGCGUCAGAAGUUUACCGAUAGUGCAUUUAAUUUCGAAGCGAAACUGCGGCCCACGCUCAACAGCAUGAACGACUGCUCGAAUCCGCAGGCACCGAACACUACGAUACCGCACAUACUGCCAUAUAUACUGCUUAAGGAUCGCACAAUCAACGAUAUCAUGAUAGAUCCCUCACAAGCGCAAAGUUCCUCGCUUGUGACUAGCUGCGUCACUCCGUGGGAAACCAUCACUCAGGAUUUCGGAUUUUCUAUACUGUUUGCUCAUCUGGACUCGGCUAGGAGUUUCGUUAACAAUCUGUCACUCUAUCGUAAAAACGCUGUGACCAUCAUGCAGGACACGAGCCGGCUCGAUACGCUGCUGGAGGACUCGUUCAGAACCGAGUUCCAGGUCAAGUUCCUGUGGGGUAGCAAGGGAUGCUUUAUGCCUGCCGAAGAUCGUCAUGCCAAGUUCGAGCAUGUACUGAGCGUGAUGGCCGAUAAGUUCUGCGGUGAUGCUGCCUUAAAUGCAGCCGGCUAGAUAGUAUGCUAACCACUGGCAAUGACCGACCGACCGUUUAACAUUCCGAAAACUGUUUGGAAAUACUUUCUUCAACUUUCUACUCAUCAGCAUCUCUCAUCUAAAACAAAAAAGAAUUUAUUCGACGUACAUCAUAUAGGCGAUAAAGUUUCUAUACAACACUUUUAGCUCAAAUAUUGAAGAAGAAAAAAAAACGAAUCAAACAAAACAAUAAUUUAAACUGAAUAAGCAGAAUCGGCUUUGCUGGCCGGUACCGACCUAAGUUUUGGAAGUUGUUUUUAAAAUGCCAUUACUACUACCGUAAGCUCUUGGUAAAAGUUUACCAGCGUAGUCAACGUAGCCGUGCUGAAUCGAUUUUUUACAAAACUGAAUCAAAUCUAGUCGAAGCAAAACCAAUAAACGAAAUACUAACACGUUCAUUUGUGUACUUAAGCGAAUGGAAUAAUUGUGAUUUUGAUAACUUUCUAUUUAUUUUACAAGAGAUCAGAAAGCUUGUAUUACGCGAACUGUUGUUCAAAAUAGUUUAUAAAGUAUGCGAAACAAAGUGUAACCGUAGAGUUCAAUCAAUUGGACAUAAUUUAAAUGGCAUCCUUUUUAUGGUUCAAACCUUACGUAUGCAGAGAGAACUUCGGUUUUGUUGCGCAACACAUAAUCAAUAGAGUAACCAAAAAAAGCAGCUCGAUCUUCUCAAAAACAGUCAUGAAGCGAACCACUAAUAAAAUAGACUGAUGUUUUAGGCUUUCAAAAAAGCAUUUUUCAUAUGUUCAAACUUUCUAAAGCAAUACCUAUCUUUAAUUGAAGAUCAACGCAUUUCAAAAUUUAUAACUCUUUCCCCCAUUUCAUAACCUUUCCAAAAAGUAAUCGUAUUGUAGUGCUAUGUAGAACACUCGUAUUCAUAAUACGUAGUGCAAGUUUAUCGAAAUAAACAAGGUAGGAAACAGUUAUUAAUGAAAAUAGUUAAUCAUGAGUAUGUUUUGGGCAGUCAACGGUAUGAUAAUAAUACUAACUAUUUAUAAUAAUGAAAAUCUAUAUUUCACAACACAUUAACGUACACACAUUCUUACUGACAUCAUGUUGGAUUGAAGCAAUUGCAUUAUACAUAAAUAACAUUUUGUUGAGUUUGACCACGAAUCCUCCGGCAAUGGAGGUACGAAUUAGUUUCAGUACCUAAUUCCAAGAAAUCUAAGGUUAGAAAUAAAAACCUACUAACCAAUAAACGUUGAAUAACUCCCUAGUAUAAAAACAUAGCGAUUGAACACAUUUUCCUUACACUGAAAUCGAUCUUAUUUACAUACCAUGUGACAUAGCCAUUUUCUCUAUAAAAAAAAACAAAUAUGAUAGCAAAAACGACAACAAACGUGGAUUUGGAUGUUUAAACAAAUCGAAAUACAACCACAAUUGACUUUGAGCGGGUGAAAAGCUGGUAAUGAAAAGUAUUACGUAACUUCUGCAAGACGAUAAAGGACCGUGUAACUGAACGUGUAUUGUACAGAACAGUAAGAUAUUUGGAGAAGAGAAGCUCGAGAUCUAUACACAAAAAAACACACCAUAAGCGUAUAAAUAGUAUGAUAUUUGAACAGGAAAUGAUAUAUGAUAAAAAAUAGAAUU
Sabethes cyaneus is the source of this 5203-nucleotide messenger RNA. Its product is annotated as SH2 domain-containing protein 3C. Lineage: Eukaryota; Metazoa; Arthropoda; Insecta; Diptera; Culicidae. The record is from RefSeq and is a predicted model, not a curated record. Gene Ontology annotation, molecular function: guanyl-nucleotide exchange factor activity; phosphotyrosine residue binding. The transcript is spliced from 14 exons. Gene Ontology annotation, biological process: small GTPase-mediated signal transduction; positive regulation of peptidyl-serine phosphorylation. The coding region runs from base 764 to 3595 and encodes 943 amino acids.